GGGCAAUAAAGCCACCUUUUAUAAGGUCUUACCGAACUCCCCAGUAAAACCGAGACAGCAACUCAAGAGAGACAGAGACCAAUGGCUUGGUGUUCAUUAAGGUCGCUCAAUGGCCUCACCAUCGACAUGGGUUUACUUCGCACCCACUCCUCGUUGGCUGCCGUCGGCAUCGGCUGCGUUUCCGUCGCUGGCUCCACCCUGUGGCGUUCUUCUUCCAGAAGACACACCAGUCCCUUUGCUUGCUUAUCAACCUCAGCUAUUACUAGUUUGAAGGAGGCUGUUGUGACUAACAAGGCACCUGCAGCCUUGGGACCGUAUUCUCAGGCCAUCAAAGCCAAUAACCUUGUUUUUGUCUCUGGCGUUCUCGGUCUUAUUCCUGAGACUGGGAAGUUUGUCUCAGGGAGUGUAGAGGAGCAAACUGAGCAGGUUCUAAAAAAUAUGGGAGAAAUACUGAAAGCUAGUGGUGCUGAUUAUUCCUCUGUGGUUAAGACAACAAUUAUGUUGGCCAACUUGAAAGAUUUCAAGAAAGUAAAUGAGAUCUAUGCUAAAUACUUUCCAGCACCUGCUCCAGCUCGUUCAACAUAUCAAGUAGCUGCGCUGCCUUUGGAUGCCAGGAUUGAGAUUGAAUGCAUUGCAGCCCUCCAAAAUGCCUAAUUAGAGUGAAGUUCUGCAAGAGUGAAUAAUAAAGUAGAAGAAGGCAUAUCGAGAACUAUAGCUUAGAAAAACUUUCUCAGUUCCAUUUUCAUUGCACGUAGUAAACUAAUAGGCUGUAAUUCUGCAUUAGUCCAUUCUUGCUGCUGUCAAGGUAUGUUCUGGGAAGUUCGGGAUCCAGUCCUGCCACUUUGGUGACCCUGGACUAAAUCCUCUCCUGUUAACUGUACUGCUAUUAUGUGAACAUUUUCUUAGAAAAUGGAUUGCCCAAUUGCUAUUUUCAGUUUCUUAUUCGGUUAAGCAAUAUAUAUGCAGGCUGGGUGAGUGGCUCAAAAUUGUGACCUGGCGGUUUGCUUGAUAUUUGCUAAUAAAAUUUGCUGCAUGUGGUUGUA
Molecule: messenger RNA, 1043 nt
Organism: Mangifera indica (mango)
Lineage: Eukaryota; Viridiplantae; Streptophyta; Magnoliopsida; Sapindales; Anacardiaceae
Product: reactive Intermediate Deaminase A, chloroplastic-like
Exons: 6
Coding region: 82-654 (190 amino acids)
Cellular component (GO): cytosol
Molecular function (GO): deaminase activity
Source: RefSeq, a predicted model, not a curated record